AUGCAAACCGAGACAGCGGUAAAAACUGACCGGCCGCACAGUAAAGAGCGCAGCGAUCCAAAUGAACGCCGAUCCAGAGUUUUGGGGCCACUCUCGAAAGAACGCGCAGCUGCCGGCUAUUGGUCUCUUGGAGGCAGACCGCCCAUCCCUCCUCGAAUGGCCUUGGAAGAGAGAGGAGUCACAGCUGCCGCCGCGCGAAGCGUGUCAAUAUACUUAACGGAUCAAUAGAUUAACCAAUAGAUUAACGGGUUAAAAUAAGGUCAAUAAGUCAUGAAAGGAAAGUUGCGUAACUAAUUACGGUAAAUAAAAAAACAACUCGGAAGCCUUCAUAAAAUGGAAUUAAUGGUUUUAUUAAUUCUAUUAGUCGGAAAAUGAAUCUUGAAUGGAAGCCAAAAAGGAGGCACUAAAACAAGGGAAGUCAGGUAGAAUUUGCUCGUUAGAAACGGUGAAAAUGAAAAGUCAGUCAAUCCAAAACAGGAAAAAAAAUUUUUCCCUUUUUGGUGAUUCGUUCAAAACGAAAUGUCACUAUCCGAUAAAACCCAUUUUCUUAUCUUUCUUCUUCCUUUUCGAGAAAAAGCAAUUAUUUCGGGCGAGAAAAGGUGCCGAUAAUUUUGCGACAUUUCGUGCAAAAUUAAGACGAAAUGUCAAAAAUCAAUAGCGAAGUGUCUGCUCCGGUCAUUAUCUCAUUUUAGUAGGACGUACAGCUUACUGCUUUUCUUUUGUGAAUUGUUGGAUCAAUUACAUGAAAAAAUGUGUAGUAAAAGACAUUGGACUUGGUUUUCCUUAUUAGACGUAAAAAUCGCAACUCAAAAGCAGAUGUACGCACGGGCGAUGUCAAGAAAAGAAAAGAAACAUACAAUUCGAAAAGCAUGCUACUCAAUUUGAGUAGAGAAGGAAUAUAAAUUACUGUUGCAACGUUGCAAAAUUGCGCAGUAAGUAUAAAAUCAUCGAGACCUGAAAGAAUUUAAAAUUUUUCUCCUCUAUAAAACCUUGAAAAUUUUUACGGUAUUUAAUGGAUCUUGAACGCCCUAAAAAGCAAAAACUGUAAUUUUUAGGAAUUGAAAAUUUGUCAAAUCUUUAUCUAUUUUUAGCUAUUAUUCUUUGCAACCAUUCUUCAUCAUCCAAGAUCCUGCCCCAUUCAGUUGGCAGCUUCAAAUUUCCAUCGUCCCUUUGUUUUCGGCGGCCGCUGUUCGUUUCCCAGAAUCAAAACAAGAAAUCUGGCCGUCAUUUUUGUAAGAAUUGGACGUAAACCGCGGCCAGAUGCUUCUUUCUCCUGUUUUUCUCACAGAAAAGUUGAUUUCUUCGAUUUUCAGAUGACCGACGCUCCCGGUGAGGCGUUGAUUUCUGAGGCCGAUCCUCCGCCGUACGAGAGUACUACGAAACAUGAAGAUGCGCCCGUCAUUGUCAGUGUAGAUGAGAAUGAUAGAAAUAAAGGGAAAGAAGAUGAAUCCGACUAUUUGGAUCCGCCAUACAAGACGAAUGUUCUUCAUGUUCCCUUGAUGGUGAGCUAAGAACAUUUUCAGAGGAGAUUAAUCAAACAUUUUGAACUUUCAAACUUUGCAAGCCUGCCCGAAAUAUGCUUAUUAUCAGCAUCUAUAAUUUUAUUCUCAUGUGGGGCCAAAAUUUGCAUCAUUCUUUCGAGAGACUGCAUAAAUCGGGAGAUCCGGCCAGACCAAAAGUGUUUUUUGCUUUGAAUUUUUUAAUUGUCCUCGAAAAAAGGCUAAAUUAUGACGGGAAAGAUUGCUCCCUUUUCACAAACCCUGAAAUUCAAAUGCUGAAAAGUUCAGAAAGGGUACUUAUUUAAUGUUUUAAUAUUCGGCCAUUUCGAAUCAACAGUCCAAAAAAUGUCAUCAUGAUUUUGAUCAAGAUAUAAGUCAUGACCCUAGCAGCUCCCUCGUCAUAAAAAAAGUCUCCUUAGGUGUGGAUUCGAAUCCUCGCAGUGAGCAACUUCUUCAUCUACCUGACCUUCUUCCUCCCAUGGAUGACUAACCAUUUCAAACAUCGUAAUCUCUACGAGGAUCACAAACUCUCUCCAUAUUCGUCCAUGACCACCCCAAAAUAUCAUCUGAUUGGCAUCUACCCAUUUGUUUUCGUCAUUUACUCGGCGAUUGUGUUCGGAUGGAGCCAUACUUUUAUCAAAUUCAAGCAGAUCCCACCAUGGAGAUCCAUCUUCAAUGACGCCGAAAAUAUCCCGUUUUACAUUGUAAGUUGAUUACAGUACAACUAAAGUCUGGAUUUUCUCAAAAUGGCCUGGAUAACAUACUUAAAAAACUUUCAGUUCACCUCCCUCUCAAUGGUGAUUAUUUGGUCAAUCAUAUUUUUGGAUUGCUAUUUUUCGAUCUUUCUGAUGUCCAUUUAUGCCGUUAUUUGUUAUGUUCUUUACUCCAUGGCUGCUUGUUACUUGGCCACUGGAUAUUGCUGGUUUUCCAGAAGCAGAGGUCCGAAAAAGCCGGCAAAUUCAGAGUUCUUCUACUGGCACAGACUUUUCGUCCCAAAACAAGGAAAAACAGUGGCGGAAAAGUUUAAAUUGGUGAGUAAUAGGACAUUUCGAUGAGUUUUAAGACAAUUGCGGCAUCAAAAUUAAAGAUAAGAUAACUGUAAUUUAAUCAUCAUCAACGUAUUUCUCAGAUCCUGGCCGUGAAUCUCCUUGUGCCCUCAGGGAUCUUCCUAAUCGGUCAAAUUGUCUACUGGACCAAUCUUGAUGAGCCCGGCCUCGUCUUUGUUUGGCUUUAUAUCGCUGUUCUCCGCCUUGGCGAACUCAAAUUUUUCAUUGGCGGAAAGAAGAAAGGCUACAGUUAUGUCAUGGUAAGCCGACUAUAUAGAUCCCAGUUUUAUUAUGAUUUGUCACCAUUUCUUGUUAUUUUAGCUAGCCAUCUGUCUUGUCAGUUUCGCUGUCUCCAUUUUCUUUUACCUGGCCGCGAAUUAUAAUGGAAAAUACGGUGGUGGAGUGUUCCUGGUGACGAGUAUUGUCAGCUGCCCUUUGGCGAUUUUGGACAUCUGGUUCUUCGUCAAGUACAAGGACAGCAACAGCCAAGGAGAUUCGAACAUUGCGGAGUUGUUGUUCAAGUAA
This is a messenger RNA of Bursaphelenchus xylophilus (pine wood nematode), 3070 nucleotides long. The record is from the annotation of a GenBank genome assembly. Lineage: Eukaryota; Metazoa; Nematoda; Chromadorea; Rhabditida; Aphelenchoididae.